This is a messenger RNA of Xiphophorus maculatus (southern platyfish), 3375 nucleotides long. It is a transcript of the gene tubgcp4, whose product is annotated as tubulin gamma complex associated protein 4. Gene Ontology annotation, biological process: mitotic cell cycle; microtubule nucleation; cytoplasmic microtubule organization. Gene Ontology annotation, molecular function: microtubule minus-end binding; gamma-tubulin binding. Gene Ontology annotation, cellular component: equatorial microtubule organizing center; gamma-tubulin complex; spindle pole. The coding region runs from base 102 to 2105 and encodes 667 amino acids. The record is from RefSeq and is a predicted model, not a curated record. The transcript is spliced from 18 exons. Lineage: Eukaryota; Metazoa; Chordata; Actinopteri; Cyprinodontiformes; Poeciliidae.
UCUCAAGUCUGAUGGCGGUUUGUUUUUGUCCGUGAAUGAAAAAAUAAAACUCUGCUUUGAGUUAUCGGGCUUUUAAAAAAAUAAUAAUUUAAAUAUUAAAUAUGAUUCACGAGCUGCUGUUGGCGCUCAGCGGAUACCCCGGAACCAUCUUCACAUGGAACAAGCGGACAGGUUUACAGGUGUCCCAGGACCUUCCCUUCCUUCACCCCAGUGAGACCAGUGUCCUGAACCGGCUGUGUAAACUGGGCUCAGAUUACAUUCGCUUCACUGAGUUCAUAGAGCAGCACACCGGCCACGUUCAUCAACAAGAACAUCACACCAACCAGCCGAACCAGACGGGUCUUCAUGGAAUCCACCUGCGAGCGUUUUGCACCGGACUGGACUCUAUGCUGCAGCCGUACCGACAGGCGCUGCUGGACCUCGAACAGGAAUUCCUGGGAGACCCACAUCUGACGAUAUCACACGUGAAUUACAAGCUCGAUCAGUUUCAGUUGCUGUUUCCCUCUGUUAUCGUGGUGGUGGAAACUAUAAAGUCACAGAAGAUCCAUGGCUGUCAGAUCCUGGAGACGGUGUACAAGCACAGCUGCGGGGGGCUUCCUCCAGUGCGCAUGGCUUUAGAAAAGAUUCUGGCCGUGUGUCACGGUGUGAUGUACAAGCAGCUCGCCGCCUGGAUGCUGCACGGGCUGCUGCUGGACCAAAGCGAAGAGUUUUUCAUCAAGCAGGGCCCCAGCGCAGGAGGCGCCGCCGCCAACCAGGACGAGGAGGAGGAGGACCUGGGCCUGGGCGGUCUGAGUGGAAAACAGCUGAGAGAGCUGCAGGACCUGCGGCUGAUCGAGGAGGAGAACAUGCUGGCGCCGUCUCUGCAGCAGUUCUCUCUGCGAACGGAGAUGCUGCCGUCUUACAUUCCCAUCCGGGUGGCAGAGAAGAUCCUGUUUGUGGGCGAGUCAGUUCAGAUGUUUGAAAACCACAACCACAGCCCGUCCAGAGCUGGCUCCAUAUUGAAACACCAGGAGGACGCGUUUGCUGCCGAGCUGCACAGACUCAAACAGCAGCCUCUGUUCAGCUUGGUGGACUUUGAGAAUGUGAUCGACGGGAUCCGGAGCACGGUGGCCGAGCAUCUCUGGACUCUGAUGGUGGAGGAGGCGGAUCUGCUGGAGCAGCUCAAGAUCGUUAAGGACUUCUACCUGUUGGGCCGCGGGGAGCUCUACCAGGUUUUCAUCGACCUCGCCCAGCAGAUGCUGAAGGCGCCGCCAACAGCGGUCACUGAGCACGACGUUAACGUUGCCUUCCAGCAGGCGGCGCACAAGGUUCUCCUGGAUGACGACAACCUGCUGCCUCUGCUGCACCUCACUGUGGACUACCAGGGGAAAGACGCCAAAGAGGCGUCGGGUCCCAGAGACGGAGCCACUCCUCCUCAGGACUCGUCUCCUCGGGAGGCUCCGCCCACCGGCUGGGCGGCCCUCGGCCUGGCCUACAAGGUCCAGUGGCCGCUGCACAUCCUCUUCACUCCCGCCGUCCUGGAGAAGUACAACGUGGUGUUCAGGUACCUGCUCAGCGUGCGGCGGGUGCAGUCGCAGCUGCAGCACUGCUGGGCUCUGCAGAUGCAGAGGAAGCACCUGAAGUCCAGCCAAUCAGAUGCAGUGAAGUGGAGGCUCCGCAACCACAUGGUGUUCCUCAUCGACAACCUGCAGUACUACCUACAGGUGGACGUCCUGGAGUCUCAGUUCACUCAGCUGCUGCAGCAGAUCAACUCCACCAGAGACUUUGAGAGCAUCCGGCUGGCCCACGACCAUUUCCUCAGCAACCUGCUGGCUCAGUCCUUCAUCCUGCUCAAGCCGGUUUUCCACUGUCUGAGUGAGAUCCUGGAGUUGUGUCAGAGCUUCUGCUCUCUGGUGGGGCAGAGCGUGGCGCCGCUGGACGAACGCGGAGCGGCUCAGCAGCUGGACCUGCUGGUGAAGGGCUUCCGGCGCCAGUCGUCCCUGCUCUUCAAAAUCCUCUCCAGCGUGAGAAACCAUCAGAUCAACUCGGACCUGGCGCAGCUGCUGCUGCGUCUGGACUACAACAAGUACUACACACAGGCCGGCGGCACGCUGGGCGGGGUUUAAGAGAAGCAGGAAGACGAUCAAAUAGCCAGAAAAUUAACCUCGAUCUCAAACUCCUCUGGACUCGUUGCUUCAAUCUCCGUUUGGACUUUUCACACAAGUAAAGCAGCAUUUAAGGCUCAUUUCUCACAUAAAAGAAUAUUUAAGCUGCUUAGUAAAGUACAGACUGCAAGAUCGGAAGAAUUUAAUAUAUAUUUUUGGGCUGAAGUACUGGGAAUGUUGCACAUAAGGCUGUGGUUAGGGUUCUCCUGCUUGGACACACUAGCAGGCUCAUUAAGACGCCUGCAAGAACAAAUAAGUCAUAGUGAAAUACUUCUUUCAUAAAACUGUAAUAAAAUUUGAAAAAAAAAAGAUUGGCUGAUCUAUGAAUCAAUCAGUUGCAGCACUGCAACUUAUUAAAUGCCCACAUAUUCCUUGAAAUAAAAUUUAUUCAAAUUUCAAUGUCAAUAUUUAAAUGUAUGUUCAAUUUCAUAGAGAAUCAUGUUAAUCUAAUCUAUUUAAUGCAUUUAUAUUCUUUUUCUUUUCAUAAUUUAGAAAAGUAUAAAUAUUUGACUUUAUUUCAUUCUGAAGGUAUUUUGGGGCUCUUCAUACCUGCAGUGUGAUGUGAGGAUUUAGUGUCUCCAUCCAGGUGUGUUCAGCUGGGAGGAUGAAGGUAUUAGAGCCAAAGUAGAUGAGGACAAAAAUAAUAAAUUUUCACUAAACAACUCAGGAAAUCUUUCAUUGCUAAUAACUGAAAUUUUUACUUGGAAAUUUCUGAGUUUGAAAAGUGGAAAAAUUCAGUUUUAGAACAUUUCUGAUUACUCUCAAAAUUAGUCUUUCCUAGCAAAUUUUUGUCUUCAAAUUAAAACAUUUCCAAGUUGUUGUUUUUUUAAUAAAAGUUUGGAGAUUAUUCAAUAUUGUUGAAUUUUUCAGCAGGAAAAUUUACUUUUUAUUUCCUCAAAAAAGAAACACAAAAUAUGUCCUGGUUUUUUUAAUUAGCAUGGUUUUGACUUUCCGAGGUAAGAAAUUGCUGAGAUUUAGCUCAACAUUUUAGGUUUUUUUUCAGAAAAAAACUUUCCAAGCUCAGAAAUAGCUAAGUUUUUUCAAGAAAACUUCUGAAAAAAAAUCUCAACAGCUGAAUUUUUGCAGAAAUUUACUCUUUGCCUUCUACCUUAAUGGCUCCAAUACGCCGUCGUAAGGGAGAAACUGAAACAUGUAGGAAGCUUUUUGGGCCUUUUAUAUGUGAUCAGUUUCCAUCCAGACUCAAAAAUGAUUUUAUAUAAUUAAAUACCAA